Plasmodium vinckei vinckei is the source of this 2475-nucleotide messenger RNA. RefSeq names its product protein phosphatase PP2A regulatory subunit A, putative. The coding region runs from base 1 to 2475 and encodes 824 amino acids. The record is from RefSeq and is a predicted model, not a curated record. Gene Ontology annotation, molecular function: protein phosphatase regulator activity. Gene Ontology annotation, cellular component: protein phosphatase type 2A complex; cytoplasm. The transcript has a single exon. Lineage: Eukaryota; Apicomplexa; Aconoidasida; Haemosporida; Plasmodiidae. Gene Ontology annotation, biological process: protein dephosphorylation.
AUGAUGAGUGAAAAAGGGGAAGAAAUACUAAAUGGAAUACAAUCUAUUGAUAAUAAAACUCGUUUAAAAUAUAUGAAAGAGUUAAAAGAAUUAUGCAAAAUAAUAAAAGUGGAAAAAACAAAAGAAGAACUAAUUGAAUUUUUAUAUAAUAUGAUAGAAGAUGAUUAUGAUGUUUUAUUUGAAUUAUCAAAAAAUUUAAUAUAUUUAACAAACUUUUUAAGUGACACUAAUAGUUGUUAUUUUUUAUGUGAUUUAAUAUUAAAUUUUGUAAUAGCUUAUGAAAAAGAGAUAAAUAUAAAUGGGUACAAUGCUUUUAAAAAUUAUAUUAAUAGAUGUGAUGCAAAUACAUUAACAAAUAUUAUAUACCCUAAAAUAAUAAAUUUAUCUAAAGAUGAAAGUGAUAACUAUCGUAUUGGAGGAAGUAAAAUUCUCCAUAUUAUAAUAGAUAGGUGUGUAUAUGAAAAUCAAGUUACAUAUAUAAAAACAUUUAUCAAUUUGUUUUUAGAUUUAUGUCAAGAUCAAAGUAUAUUAGUAAAAAAAUCCUGUUGUGAUCAAUUUUGCAAAUUUUUGGAAAUAUUAAAAAGGUAUAGAGAUUCUUUAUAUAACUCUAAAUGCAUGCUUAACGGAGACAGAAUAAUAGAAGAUGAUACAUCGUUUAAUAAAAAUAAUGCAUAUGGUGGUAAAAAUUUGAAAAAAAAUCCCACCGUACAAAAUGGUGUAAAAUUAAAAAAUGGUAUCAAUGAUGAUGGGUUCGAAAAACGAGAAUCCGAGGAUGGUAAAAAAAAAGGCAAAAUUUGUAUAUUCACAUCGGGAGAUAAAAAAAAUAAUCAUAUAAAUGGAUCCACAACGGAUACACAAAAUAGUGUCGAAGAUAAAGCAUCACAAAGUGAGAUUAAUGAAAUAAAAAUAAGCAAAUUCGAUGAAAAUAUGUAUAUAUUUAUAGAAAAAACAUGGGAAAGAGCUCAGGAAAUAUAUUGUAGUUUUUUUUAUUCAAUGCAUGGUAUGGAUGAAGUAAAAAUUAGUGCUAUAUCUAUAUUGAGCGAAACGUUAAGUAUAGAUAAUAAAUUUGUAAAAGAUGUCGAAAGCAUUUUAACUAAUAUAUGCAAUGAUGAAAGCUGGAGAGUAAGAGCAGUAUUAGCAAAUAAUAUACACGAGAUAUUAGCAGCUCAGAAAGAUGAUAAAUUAUCCAUGCUUGUUUUGUUAUUAUUAUUAAAAGACUUAGAUGGUAAUGUUCGUAGUAUAGUGCUAAAUAAUUUAGAUAAAAUAUUUUUAUAUACAAAAAUAAACGUAAAUAUACUUGAUGAAAUAUAUGAAGAUUUAAAAAGAGAUAUUGAUAGUAAUAAUAUUCAUUUAAAAAUAUCAUUAUGCAGAUUGUUAUGUUCUUUACCUGAUAUACUAGACAAGAAUGGAUCUAUUGAAUAUAUACUUCCAUUGCUUUUACUUUUUAUUAGAAUCGAAGAAAGUAAUUUAAAAUCCGAUUUAUUUAUUUGCUUACAUAAAAUAUCAAAUAUUAUAUCAUUUUUUGAUAUGAAACAAAUUAUUAUACCUUUAUAUCAAGAAAUUGCAAAAAGUAAAAAUUGGAGAUUACGAUUUUCUUUAUAUCAUUACUUAAAAUUUUUUGAUAAUUUUUUCUUAUAUCAAAAUAAAGAAAAUAUAUCUUCAAAUUAUUUACAUUUUUGGAACUAUAUAUACACAGGUGCAAAGGAUGUGUCAUAUUCAAUUAGAAUGGAGGUACUUGAAACAUUAAACUUCUUAAUUAAAAAUAAUACAUUUACAUUUUUUGAAAGUGGUAUAACAUAUCUUUUAAAUAAUUUAAAAGAGUCAAAAAAUUAUAUUUUUAGAGUUACUUGCCUACAAUAUAUAGCCAAUUUAAUUAUAUAUUUUCCUUUGCAAUAUAUAGAAGAAAAUAUUCUCAAAAUAAUUGAAUUUUUAAGUAACGAUAAAAUAAGCAAUAUUCGAUAUAAUAUUGUUAAGACAAUAUAUUACAUUAAGAAAUAUAUUAAUCAUGUUUUAAUGGUAAUAAAAAAUGACACAUAUGGUCAAAUUAUUAGCACCGUUAGAGAGCUCAUCGAUCGAAGAAACCGAGAAAAUAAACAUAAUUCUGAUGCAGAUGGUAAAAGGGAAAGCAAUAGCCUCAUUAAUGGUAUUAGCAAUUUAAAUAAUAAUGAAUAUUUUCAAAAAUUAGAAAGAAAGCACAAUUUGUUCCCAAUUAAAAAAAAUGAUGAAGACAAUUCAUAUCUUAUCAAUUCAACAUCAGCUUCAUCAUACUAUUAUUAUGAUAAUAUGAAAAAUACUGAUGUAAAUAAAAAACGAUGCGAAAAUAUCUUAAAAUUUCUGUCCGACAAGCUCAUUUUAUUUAUAUCAGAUACUGAUCAAGAUGUAUCCAAAGCUUCUAAUUUGCUCAUAAAAGAUGAAUUCUUUUUUUACAUAAGUUCUGUAAAUACAUUUAACAGUAUAUGUAGGCCAAUCAAAUAA